GGGCCGGGACACCGGCCGAGCUGAGGGAGGCCCGGCCCGGCGCAGCGCAGGGGGGCGGGCCGAGGCGCGACGAGACGGCGCCAUCUCAGCGCGCCCGGGGCGGGGGAAGGUGCCGGGCAAUGGGGGUUCCCGCCUGGCGUUGGGCGCUGAAUGCCGCCCGCCUCCGCAACGGCGGGAGGGCUCCGAGGCGCGACCCGGGCUGCGGACCCGCCGCUUCGUUUGCCGGCUCCGCGUCCUCAAGAUCCAGGGAUGAGUCUCUAAGGGACAAACGCGCCCAGAUCCUGUCACGGGGGCUGCCGAAACAGAAGCCCAUAGAAGGAGUCAAGCAGGUGGUGGUCUUGGCUUCUGGAAAAGGGGGAGUUGGAAAAUCAACAACAGCAGUAAACAUAGCCCUCGCCCUAGCAGCAAAUGAUUCGACAAAAGAAGUUGGUUUGCUUGAUGCAGACAUAUAUGGACCUUCAAUUCCAAAGAUGAUGAACUUAAAAGGAAACCCAGAAUUAACACCAAAAAAUCUAAUGAGGCCCCUUAAGAACUACGGAAUUGCAUGCAUGUCUAUGGGUUUCUUGAUAGAAGAGACUGCCCCGGUUGUGUGGAGGGGGCUCAUGGUAAUGUCAGCUGUUGAGAAAUUGUUGAGACAGGUUGACUGGGGUCAACUGGACUAUUUAGUAAUUGACAUGCCACCUGGGACUGGAGAUGUACAGCUGUCAGUCUCACAGAAUAUUCCAGUUACAGGAGCUGUGAUCAUCUCCACUCCGCAAGACGUGGCUUUAUUGGAUGCACGCAAAGGAGCUGAAAUGUUUAGAAAAGUCCACGUACCUGUUUUAGGACUAAUUCAAAAUAUGAGUGUUUUCCAGUGUCCCAAAUGUAAGCACGAGACACACAUUUUCGGAGCUGACGGUGUAAGAGAUCUAGCAGAAACCCUUGGAUUGGAUAUUUUAGGAGACAUUCCACUGCACGUUAAUAUACGGGAGACGUGUGAUUCAGGCCAGCCUGUUGUGAUCUCGCAGCCUCAAAGCGAUGCUGCUAAAGCCUAUCUAAAGAUAGCUAAGGAAAUAGUAAGACGACUGCCAGUACCUCCUGCUUGAAGUGUUUAUCACUGAAAUGUACAAAAAAAAGUGAUAUUUUGAUGUGACCAAUGCAGAAGAGUGCUGCUACCUAAUUCUGUGGAUGCCGUAUUUUAGUUCGAAGAACUUUUUUGGGAGUUAAUUUACCGGAAUUUAAAUUAUGUUUGUGAUAUUUACUGUUUUUCAUGCCAUUAUUUAGCCAUGUCCAAAUGUGUUGAAGUAUGCAAAAGAUGGCAGAUGAUAUUUGGCUGCUGGAUUGUAACAUCAUCAAGCAAGAAGGGAUGGAGUGCAUUUUUCACGUGUCCUGUUUUAAGGUCAAGAACGAAAAACAGCUGCCCCAGCCAAGCAGAAUGAUGAGAGGGAUGCCAAGGCAUUAAGUCCUGUUAAAAAAAUAACAUUUGCAAUACUCUAAUUUCUGUCACUUUUGGUUCAGCUCUGUACUUGGUUAACUACCGGGCUGACCUUAAGGACUGCAAAAUUUUAAGAAGCAAAUUCAGUUAUGUAACUGCAAUACUUGUGUGUGUUCAUCUUAAAAGAAAAUAAAAAAAAUAAUCCACAUAUCCUCUGAAGAGUUCUUGUGAUGGAUCAUGAGCGAAUUCAUUCAUUAUUGGAUAAUGUUCGAUCAUGAGGCAAUUCGCAGUUUAGUGGAGAAUGGAUUACAUGAGCCCGAGGCUUAUUUCUUGACUGCGUUGCGUUAUAAUGGACCCGGACAGAAGACUAAGUAACCAGGGUCUCCACUGAAAACCAGAUGAUGUGCCUGAGCUCAGUUUGCCAGGGGAUGCAAAUGAUCAAAAUAAAUUAGAUUUAUGAUUGCAUAUUCCUAUUACAGUGCAGCAACUUGGAAUUUGAAUAUAAAGAUAUAUUUU
This is a messenger RNA of Chroicocephalus ridibundus (black-headed gull), 1930 nucleotides long. RefSeq names its product NUBP iron-sulfur cluster assembly factor, mitochondrial (gene NUBPL). The transcript is spliced from 11 exons. The record is from RefSeq and is a predicted model, not a curated record. Gene Ontology annotation, biological process: mitochondrial respiratory chain complex I assembly; iron-sulfur cluster assembly. Bases 120 to 1085 code for a protein of 321 amino acids. Gene Ontology annotation, cellular component: mitochondrion. NCBI's taxonomy places the organism in Eukaryota, Metazoa, Chordata, Aves, Charadriiformes, Laridae. Gene Ontology annotation, molecular function: ATP-dependent FeS chaperone activity; ATP binding; 4 iron, 4 sulfur cluster binding.